This is a messenger RNA of Clunio marinus, 240 nucleotides long. Lineage: Eukaryota; Metazoa; Arthropoda; Insecta; Diptera; Chironomidae. The record is from the annotation of a GenBank genome assembly.
AUGCUCUCAAUAAGAUUUCAGAAUGAGAUUAAAGCAAAUCUAGAUGAAUAUAAAACUAUAUCACAAUCUAUUUACCUUUUUACGGUUACGACUCAGCACGGCAGCUUAGCAACGGGAAAUGGCCGAAAGUCGGAACGAAGAAGAAAUGAAGACAAAAAAAAACAUAAAAAGAGAUUAAAAAUUUUUUGUUAUGAAGUUCAAUUAGUUUUCAUAAAGUUUGCCGAGUGCAUUAAGCUGUGA